Molecule: messenger RNA, 980 nt
Organism: Erigeron canadensis
Lineage: Eukaryota; Viridiplantae; Streptophyta; Magnoliopsida; Asterales; Asteraceae
Exons: 2
Coding region: 147-725 (192 amino acids)
Source: RefSeq, a predicted model, not a curated record
GUAGAAACUGCGUUCAGUUAGGAUGUAUGUGAGUGAUCUGCUCAAUGUUUCCAUACAUAUUCCUAUCAGAGUAAGAUUUCCACACCUUCCACUAACAAAUUAUACAUACAUAUUCAAAUCCGAAUAAUAAAUAAAUAAACAAAAUAAUGGUGCUAUGGGAGAUAACAUUAGGAACAGCGUAUUUUUUAGGAUUAAAAAGGACUUACAAACUUGCUCUCAAAAUUCAGCGCCGUCUUGUUAAACGCCCUAAAUUCCGUCAAUUCCUUCAAAGAAAAACACGAUCCAUUUUUGAUGUGGCACUAAAGGUUCAUCGCGAGGUACAACAAAGAGACAUUGAAGUUGGUAGAAAUCUUGGUAAUUGGAUUCUUAGAUGGCUGGAUAAAAUGAAACCAGCUGCUCAGAUACGUGUAGCAAAACCUGACCCAUCCAAGACUGAUCCAGUCAAACCCACAAAUAAGCAGUUGACCAAAGACUCCUCCGAGCAAACACCUCCACGGCGCUACGGAAUAACUUAUAUGAGAAACAAAAAUCAUGAUUCUAGUAAGCGUCAGUUCACUUCAGGAAAUAUUUGGCAUGCGGCGUACCCAACUAGUGCUAUGAUGAUGAGGCCAGCAGACCCAGCUGGAAGUCGUACUCACUACAAACACUUCAACACUUUUGAGUUAAAAAGUGCAAGGGUUGGAGUGAUUCGGAAAGAUAUAAUGCAGUGGAUGAUGCAGAAAUAGUUGGGGUGCUAUAUCAUGAUUCCCCUUUUGUUCAUGAUAAAUCUAAAAAGCCAUGAUUUAGACUGAGAUUUAGAUGGUUUGUUUAUACGAUCUUACGACUCUCGUGCUUGCUCUGUGUUGACCUUACGGCUCUUAUGCUUGUUCUGUCUUGACCUUAUGGUCUUUGGAGCUUACAAGCAUGUAAUUUUUGUUUUAGAUAUUAUGGUUGGCUUCAUAGAAUACACGGAUUUAGAAAUAAAAUUGCAUCAAUUGGUA